Momordica charantia (bitter melon) is the source of this 3115-nucleotide messenger RNA. It is a transcript of the gene TOC90, whose product is annotated as Avirulence induced gene (AIG1) family protein. Gene Ontology annotation, cellular component: chloroplast outer membrane. NCBI's taxonomy places the organism in Eukaryota, Viridiplantae, Streptophyta, Magnoliopsida, Cucurbitales, Cucurbitaceae. Gene Ontology annotation, biological process: protein targeting to chloroplast. The record is from RefSeq and is a predicted model, not a curated record. Gene Ontology annotation, molecular function: GTPase activity; GTP binding.
UUUCGUUUCCAAAUUUGUGUUUCUGUCUUAUCCCUUUUCUCUCGCCUUAGCCCUCGCAAUUGCCCGCUCUUCGUUAUCAUCACCACACCCGUGAAUCGGAAUCGCAAUUCGCCGGAACCUUGGCCGAUUUCCGAUGGCAAAUUCUCUAAUUGCCGGGACGUAACUGUAAUCUUGGUCCAAUUUUGGUUCUCGGAGAAGUGAAGCUGAUGAUAUAUUUCCGUCGAGGAUUUGUUUGAUUGAAUUCGGGUUGGUUUCAGUAGAGAUUUCUUAUGCGAGGAAAUUUUUUUUGAUGAUUUCUAUGGGAACUUGGAAGAUAUGGAAAAGGGUGGAUGUACUUUUGAAGUUGAUUGAAGGAAACAUGGAUGUUCCAGACCUCCACAUUAAUUCAAGGCAGAAUGAAGGGUGUUAGAGACUGGUUAUUUUCUCAAUUGGUAUCCAAGUCGGUGGUUUCAUCUAGACCAUUACUGGGGAGUGACAGUUUCUUUGGUGAGGAAGUCAAGGAACACAUGGAUGAAGACCAAGAUGAUCAAGUUGCACAUGCAACCACUGCUGUAGCACCUAGUGGCCCUCAUACAUCAGUCUCCAGUGGGCAUUUGGAAAAUCAACAUGAUUUGUCCCUGGAGCCGGUUCCUAGUGGAGAUUCACCCCAAUCUCAACAUAGCUCUAACAAGGCGAAGAUGGAUGUGUUGACAAAGAUUGAGGACCUCCAAGUUCAAUUCUUUCGGCUUCUACAGCGAAUUGGACAGACACAGAACAAUUUGCUAGUGGAAAAGGUUCUGUAUCGAAUACAUCUAGCAACUUUGAUACAGGUAGGGGAAUCGGAUCUCAAAAGAGUAAACCUUGAAAGGGGUAAAGCCAGAGCAAUAGCAGCUGAACAAGAAGCAGCUGGGAUACAAGAAUCAAACUUCGCAUUUAGAAUACUUGUACUGGGAAAAACAGGAGUUGGUAAGAGUGCUACGAUAAAUUCCCUCUUCGAUCAAGCAAAAACUGCAACUAAUGCAUUUCAACCUGCAACUGAUCGUAUUCAGGAGAUUGUGGGAACAAUUAAUGGGAUUAAAGUCUCCAUCAUUGAUACCCCUGGUUUUUCACAAUCCUCGUCAGGGAGUAUGAAGAGAAACAAGAAAAUUAUGUUUUCUGUGAAGAGAUAUAUAAGGAAAUCCCCACCAGAUAUUGUUCUGUACUUUGAACGCCUUGACCUCAUAAAUAAGAAUCAUGCUGAUUACCUUUUGAUGAAGCUAAUAAAUGAGGUCUUUGGUUCUGCAAUUUGGUUUAACACCAUCCUUGUCUUGACCCAUUGUUCCUCAGCUCUUCCGGAAGGACCUGAUGGAUAUCCUGUCUCCUUUGAAUCAUAUGUCGCCCAUUGCUCAGAGCUUUUGCAGCAAAAUAUACACCAUGCAUUGUCUGACUCGAGACUUGAAAAUCCCGUUCUUUUGGUUGAGAAUCAUCCUCAGUGUAAGAAAAAUGUUAUGGGGGAAAAAGUUUUACCAAAUGGACAGGUCUGGAGAUCACAUUUCUUGUUAUUGUGCAUUUGUACUAAAGUUUUGGGCAGCAUUAGUACCCUAUUGAGAUUUCAAAAUUGCAUUGAGCUAGGGCCAUUGGCUAAUACCCGGCUGCCUUCACUUCCCCACUUACUCUCAUCUAUUCUAAAGCACCGAGGUACGUCUAGUCCAUCUGGUGCGGACUAUGACAUUGAAGCUAUUCUACUUGGUAACAAUGAAGAAGAUGAGUAUGAUGAUCUACCUUCUAUUCGCAUCCUGACAAAAUCCCAAUUCGAGAAAUUGUCAAGCUCACAGAAAAAGGAAUACCUCGAUGAGCUGGAAUACAGGGAAACACUAUAUUUAAAGAAACAGUUGAGAGAAGAGUAUCAAAGGCGGAGGGAGAUUAAGCUUUUAAAAGAUAAAGAUCUGGUGCACAAUGAUAACAAUGGUGGUUCGCAGGCAUUUCCGGAGGCGGAGGCUGUUCUGUUACCAGAUAUGGCUGUUCCACCCAGUUUUGACCCGGAUUGUCCUGCUCACAGAUAUCGUUGCAUUGCAACUGAUGAUCAGUGGAUUGUCAGACCUGUUCUUGACCCACAAGGAUGGGAUCAUGAUGUAGGCUUCGAUGGGAUAAAUUUGGAAACGGCCAUGGAGAUGAACAAAAAUGUUUAUACCUCGAUCACUGGACAGCUAAGCAUGGAUAAGCAUGUAUUUAACAUUCAAUCCGAGUGUGCUGCUUCUUACAUUGAUUCCAGGGGAUCUUCUUAUACUUUAGGUCUAGAUGUUCAAUCUUCUGGUGCAGAUAGGAUGUACACUGUUCAUAGCAAUGCUAGGCUGAGGAGCAUCAAGCAUAACCAUCCUGAAAUUGGAGUUUCUAUGACAUCUUUCAAGAGAAAUUGUUAUUAUGGUGCCAAGCUUGAAGAUACCGUACAUAUAGGUAAGAGAGUGAAGUUUGUAGCAACUGCAGGUCGCAUCGAAGGACCAGGUCAAGUGGCAUAUGGUGGGAGCAUUGAAGCUACUUUAAGGGGUAGAGACUACCCAGUGAGGGAUGACCAUGUCAGUCUAACAAUGACUGUCCUCUCUUUCAACAAGGAAAUGAUCUUGGGUGGCAACGUCGGGUCUGAGUUUCGGCUUAGCCGAAGCUUGAGAGUAUCAGUUAAUGCCAACUUAAAUACACGUAAAAUGGGUCAGAUCUGCAUAAAAUCAAGUAGCUGUGAGCAUUUGCAGAUCGCCUUGGUUUCUGCUUUUACAAUUUUCAGAGCCCUUCUGCGUAGAAAGGAAAUUGAAACGCUGUAGUUUCGGAUGAUCUGUGCUGAUUUUGAACUCAAAGAUGACUUCUCUGCAACCUGGAACUGAAAACAACUGGUCUUCAGUUCACACAGAGACCCAAAUAUGAUUAAUUUUCCUUGUGUCUGUAUUCCAUUGCUUUCCCAGAGAAGUACAUUACUGAUUGCUAGCAGAGCCAGGCGUUUCCGCCGAACGGUUCUUGAGAGAGGUUUGUAUACUUGGGGGAAAAUUUGAGUUGAUAAUUGUACAGCGAUAGGUGAAGUUAGAUUUUGUUCUUAAACUUCCAGAAUAAAUUCCAAUUUUGUAUUUUUUGAACUUUUUCCUUUCUAAGAUUGAUAGAUUUUGGUGUCUUA